AUGUUGUUUAAAUCGCUUGUUUCCGCUGCCACCGUGGCUCUUGUUGCUGCCGUUCCAUUGCAACACCAACACCAUGAACACAAGAGAGAUGUCAAGGUUGUCACCCAAACCACUGUUGUGAUUGCUGGUGCCAACGGUGAUGUUACUACUGCUGUUCCCAAAGUUUCCUUGAGUACCGCUUCCGUGUCGGUAGACCCAACCACCGUGAUUCCUCAAGGUCAACCUUCCGGUUUCACCAACCCUUCCUCGUUCGAGACCGGUACUGCCUCUGCUACUGGCUCAGCUUCGUCCCAACCAUCUGGUGGCGCUGGUUCCAGUGGUGCCAAGGGUAUCACUUACUCCCCUUACUCUGACGAUGGUGGAUGUAAAUCCUCCUCGCAGAUUGCUUCCGAAAUCCAACAAUUGAGUGGUUACAACAUCAUUAGAUUGUACGGUGUCGACUGUGACCAAGUCAACGCUGUUAUGUCUGCCAAGUCCGACUCGCAAAAGAUUUUUGCUGGUAUCUAUGAUGUUGCCAACAUCGAAUCUGGUGUCUCGACCUUGUCUUCCGCUGUUAAGGCUAACGGUGGAUGGGACCAUGUCCACACUGUUUCCGUCGGUAACGAAUUGGUCAACGGUGGUCAAGCUUCCGUGUCCCAAAUCGGUGAAUACGUUUCCACUGCCAAGUCUGCUUUGAAAGCUGCUGGAUACACUGGUCCUGUUGUUUCCGUCGACACCUUCAUUGCCAUUAUUAACAACCCUGGCUUGUGUAAGUACUCCGACUACAUGGCUAUCAACGCUCACGCUUUCUUCGAUGGUCAUGUUACUGCUGAACAAGCCGGUGACUGGGUCUUGUUGCAAAUCCAAAGAGUUGCUGACGCUUGUGGAAGUGACAAGUCCGUUUUCGUCACUGAGACUGGCUGGCCAUCUAAGGGUGACUCCAAUGGCGUUGCUGUCCCAUCCAAGUCCAACCAAAAGUCUGCUGUCGACUCGAUUGUCGGCUCUUGUGGUAACGAUGUAACUUUGUUCACCGCUUUCAAUGACUUGUGGAAGGCUGAUGGUCCUUACAACGCUGAAAAAUACUGGGGUAUUCUUUCCAACUGA
Messenger RNA from Meyerozyma guilliermondii ATCC 6260, 1083 nucleotides. RefSeq names its product putative family 17 glucosidase (gene MP65). The transcript has a single exon. Gene Ontology annotation, cellular component: extracellular region; cell surface; fungal-type cell wall. The coding region runs from base 1 to 1083 and encodes 360 amino acids. Gene Ontology annotation, molecular function: 1,3-beta-glucanosyltransferase activity; glucan endo-1,3-beta-D-glucosidase activity. NCBI's taxonomy places the organism in Eukaryota, Fungi, Ascomycota, Pichiomycetes, Serinales, Debaryomycetaceae. The record is from RefSeq and is a predicted model, not a curated record. Gene Ontology annotation, biological process: cell wall organization; carbohydrate metabolic process.